Molecule: messenger RNA, 1024 nt
Organism: Otolemur garnettii (small-eared galago)
Lineage: Eukaryota; Metazoa; Chordata; Mammalia; Primates; Galagidae
Gene: CITED4
Product: Cbp/p300 interacting transactivator with Glu/Asp rich carboxy-terminal domain 4
Exons: 1
Coding region: 1-540 (179 amino acids)
Biological process (GO): regulation of DNA-templated transcription
Cellular component (GO): nucleus
Source: RefSeq, a predicted model, not a curated record
AUGGCCGACCACCUGAUGCUCGCCGAGGGCUAUCGCCUGGUGCAGAGGCCGCCUCCCGCCGCUCCCGCCCACGGCCCUCAUGUGCUGCGGACUCUGCCGCCGUACGCGAGCCCGGGUCUGGACAGUGGGCUGCGGCCACGGGGGACAUCGCUGGGUCCGCCGCCGCCCCAACCUGGGGCCCAGACAUACGGGGCCUUUGGGCCGCCGUCCUCCUUCCAGCCCUUUCCGGCGGUAACGCCGCCGGCCGCAGGCAGCGCGCACCUGCAACCCGUGGCGACAGUGUACCCAGGCCGCGCCCCGGGACCCCCAGGAGGCCCCCCGGGCCUGCAGACGUCGCCCGCCGCCGCCGCCCCGCAGCCUGCGCAAUCCCUGGGCAGCAUGGACGCCGAACUCAUCGACGAGGAGGCGCUGACGUCGCUGGAGCUCGAGCUCGGCCUGCACCGCGUGCGCGAGCUUCCCGAGCUCUUCCUGGGCCAGAGCGAGUUCGACUGCUUCUCAGACUUGGGGUCAGCGCCGCCCGCCGGCUCGGUGAGCUGCUGAGCGCAGCGGGGCCCGUUUGGCGCGCCCGAGGGAAGAAAGGACUGCCUGCUGGACUCUGCACCCUGCGAAGGGGCCCGGCAUCCACCCUCCAUGAGGGUGGAGACAGCGGGCUUGAACGCGGAGCCAGGCACCGAGCUGUAACCCUGGUGUCCCUCCAGGCCCUGUCUCCUGCUGGAUGACAGUUUGGCUUCACUUCUGUGACCUGAGCCUCUGCUGUACAGUGGAGGAGACUGGCCCAGCUUUCGGACUCCGGGUUCUUGGAUUCUGUGUUUUCCCCCACCCCCUCCCAAUCUGAGCCAUUGCAGGCCUCUGCCUGAAAACCCCUUCUCUCAUGCCACCCGCUACCGGCACUGGGUACCCGGAGACCCCAUCUACUGAGCCCCUGCUGCCUGGGCCUUGGCCUCCCACCUCAGGGAAGGGAAGAUUGUACAUCCAGCCCUACCCUGUGGAGCAGUGCCCCAUCUGGCCUCCAAAACCAAAAUAA